Prunus persica (peach) is the source of this 2297-nucleotide messenger RNA. Its product is annotated as protein FLOURY 1-like. The transcript has a single exon. The record is from RefSeq and is a predicted model, not a curated record. Lineage: Eukaryota; Viridiplantae; Streptophyta; Magnoliopsida; Rosales; Rosaceae. Bases 1306 to 2178 code for a protein of 290 amino acids.
AGUGUGUAUUUAGUUGAGUUCGAAUUCAUCCCCUUGAUUUUAGUAGGCAAGUUGGGUGCAAGUCCAUAUUGUGUCAUUUAGAAGUUAUAUUUUUACAUUUCUACUCUCUUUUUUAUUGUUAACAACAGAAAAAAAAGAAAAAGAAAAAGGAAACGUGUCAAAGAAUAGGAAAGCAAUAUAUACAAGCUUUCUCCAAUCAGACAAAAAAAGUUCAUGUCUUCUUCCUCUUCCAUUUUCUCAAAUUGAAACAUUAAAACUUUUACGAAUGUUAUUUAUGAUUGCUAUUGCAUGCACUAGAUGAUGAAUUUUAGUUAUUAAAAAAAUUGUUUUAUGGUGUCAAGUCAUGGAAAUUUUUUAUAUAAAAUUAUUUCAUAUUAGAGUUAGGGUUCUUGUUUACGUUUCGCACAAAACUCUCGAAAUCUCAGGACUGGUCACACCAAAAAAUUAUCCAUACUAUACACACACAUAAGAGUAAGACACAUUUUGACCCCAAAAAAAAAAAAAAAAAAAAAAGAGUAAGACACAUCAUAUCAUGAUCUCAAAAAUAAAUUCCAAAAUAAGUGCUUAAAUCCCUGUGGUUAGUGUACGUUAGAUUAUACAUCUCUACGUUGAGAUAGACAGCCGUUAGACGGCCAUUAGCUGACACUCUAUCUAACAUAAACGUCCCUGGACUUGUCAUCAUUUACAGAAAUGCCACAAAAUCCCUAAUGUACCGUCCUCUCUGCAAUAAGAGGGAGUGAGGGCUCUACUGACAUCUCUCUCUUCUCUCAUGACUUUACCAAAUCUUACUUCUAUAAUUGUUAUAAUUGCGACAUCUGUGACCAAAAUUAUAUAUAAAUGGCACCAAAAAAAUAGACAAACCCACAACAUCCACAUUGGUCUCAUCAUCUCUAUUUUUGCCUUAACGAGUGCCCCUCCUUGUUUUCUACGCCGUUUGUUUUCAAUUUCCAAUAUCCCCAACUCAUCUUCUCACUGUUUAGUGCCUCUAAACUUUCUGGCUCUCUCGAGUGGUAAGCUUACACUUAUUUGGAAAGUUAUUUUACUGACUUUCAAUUUAAUCAUUUUUAUAAGCAAAGAAGCAAAGAAAAGGUAAAAUCCAGUUGGAUUUUGUAUAAAUUCUCUCUGAAUUUCAUAAAUGCCCAAGAUUUCUUGCUUAAAAUGAAUGUAUGAGUAUAAAUAUCAAGGUUGGAUUGGAUUUGGCUGAGUUGGGAGAAGCAGAUGCAGAUUUUGGGUCGGUUUUGCUUGUUGGUUGUGUUUUGCUCUGUUUUUUAGAGGGUUUUGCAGAUUUUCUUGGGGAUUUUGGACAUGGAGUGUGCUUCAUGUAUCAAGCUUUUGAGUCAGGGGAGUGAUUUUGGAUGUGGGUUUUUUAUGUUUGGCCGUUUCUCACUAGUUUUCAAGCUGUUGGGGCUGUUCUUGGUGUUUGUGUUGGGGUUAAAGGUUUUGCAAGUUGGCUGUCAUGCCAAGUGUUUGAUAGAAUUUUUAUGUGAUUUUAGAGGGAAAGCAAGUGAAGUGAGAAAUGGGUUUUGUUCAAAACGUGGUUUUGAUGAAGUUUAUGCUCCAAAAUCGUUGGAGAAUUCACAACCACUGAAUGCAGAUGGCUUCGCCUUCAGCAAAAAAAUCAAGGCCAAAGCUGCUGCAGAAGAUGAAGCUGAUGAUGUUGAUGAUGAUGCUGCUGCUGCUGAUGAUGAUGAUGAUGGUGAUAAGGAGGAAAGUAUUUGUUGCAAUGAGGACGGAGAAUUUGAUGCUUUGGCAUUGAGAAAAUCAGUAAAGAUCGAGCGGCGAAAAACAAACAAGGCUCGUGUCGAGCUCGAGAAGGAAAGGAUGGCAGCAGCAUCUGCAGCUGAGGAAACAAUGGCCAUGAUCUUGCGUCUUCAAAAUGAGAAAAGCUGUAUUGAAAUCCAAGCCAAUCAGUACCGUCGGAUGGCUGAACAGAAGCAGCAGUUUGAUGAAGAAGUGAUUCAAUCGUUACAGUGGAUUAUAAUGAGGCACGAAUCCGAGAGGAGUCUAUUGCAAGAGCAACUGACGCUGUGCAAACAAAAGCUGCAACAAUAUGCUGAGGUUGACGAAAGGCGUCAACCCGAAGAUGGCAAUCCAAGUGCAAACGAUGGCAUGGAUGACAUGUUUGACGUCGAUUCAUGGGAGAGACCACAAAACCACAUUGUAGAUUCGAAUCUUUAAUAAAAAGAGGACUAACUUAUUACUUGGAAGUCCUGGAUAACCGAGAUGAUGCGCUCGAUGUGAAUAUAUGUUAAGCUAGUGAAUAAAUAUGAUCUAUGAUGUGGUUCGUAAAUUUAGUA